Messenger RNA from Schizophyllum commune H4-8, 5445 nucleotides. RefSeq lists its product as uncharacterized. The transcript has 16 exons. NCBI's taxonomy places the organism in Eukaryota, Fungi, Basidiomycota, Agaricomycetes, Agaricales, Schizophyllaceae. The record is from RefSeq and is a predicted model, not a curated record. Bases 16 to 5346 code for a protein of 1776 amino acids.
CGCAACUAAGUCAGCAUGAUGCGCAGCGCGGCUGAGGAAGCCUCGCACGACACCGAACAUGCGGAUUACAUCCAGGUUGCGAAUACAGACUUGUUCCUGCAGAAGCUUUUCCCUGUACCCUCGGACAUCGUCGAUGAGGUUAUGGCGGCUCUGCAGAGCCCCGUUGUUGGGUCAGAUUCACAGGCAAACACUGAGCCAGUCUACGCCGAAGGACGCUGGACCGACUUCCCCGCUGACGACAACACUGCGGCAGCUGAGCUGUAUCCGGCAUUCGUUCGACUGGCGAGACGCGUUGCCGAGGAGGUGGAGAAAACCCUUCCGAAGCGGCCAGCGGACGAACAGCGCGUGCUGUGCAGUCGCUGGCACCAUUACCCAAACGUUGAGGGGUCCGAGUCCGAGGAUUCUGAACUGGCGACGUGGCCGGGUUGUUUACUCGCUUUCGAAUCAGCAACGAGUGAAGAGAGCCAGGACGAUACGUGGUGGCUGCAGGUCAUCGCGGUCGUCGAGGCGAAGCAGCACGACAGGCAGGAUUGGACAGAAGUCGUGCAGCAGCUUCUCAAUCACCUGAGACAAGUCCUCGUCGAACAGCAGAACCGGCGCUUCGUCUUCGGCUUCGCUCUCAGCUCGAAGCAGAUAUCUGUGUGGCUGCAGGACCGCUCCGGCGUGCUGGGGACUGAGGUUCCCAUCAACUUCUGCGAGGCGCCCGAAAAACUAGUUCAGCUAUUGGCCGCAUUCGCCUACCUUCCUGCGCAUCGUCUUGGGUUCGAUCCGGAUAUGCGACUGUAUCGCGGCCCCAAUGAGGUUCCCCUGUCUCCGUACCGCAUGUCGUCCUCACCGAAGACGUACAUGUGCUCGCCUCAGGAUACGCACUGGGUCGUUACCCUGGGCGGCACGGAGUAUAUCACGGCCAGGGCUGUAAACACUAUGUAUGAUGGGCUAUCCGGAAGCGGAACCCUCGUGUGGGUAGUCGUGAAGUACGACGAUAGAAACAAGCCUCCGCCAGACCGUGAGUUAUAUGUUCUUAAGCAACAGUGGCACAUUGAGUGCGAGGUCGCGGAGGCGACGCUUUACAAGAUGGCGGGAGCCGGGUCUGACUGCGUCGGCAAGGUCAUCGACGACGAAGAUGUCCAGGUCGAUGGCCAGGUCGACAGCACGGCGGGAGCGAUACGUCGCGAUCUUCGGCCGUCUGCGCCAAAGACAGGCUCGAAGCGUUCUCGGCUUCAGGCCCGACUCGAUGCGCGACGCGGACAACGGCAUCCUCUCCAAUACGUCGAGGGAGGCGCGGGCGUCGAGCGCUUCGUCGUAGGGUGGCAGGACGGCAAGCUCUCCAACCGCAUCCGCACGCGCAUCCUCAUGUCCACUGUCGGUCACCCCAUCAAGUCCUUCGCUGACCGCCGUGAGCUCGUCCGCGCGAUGAUAGACGCCAUCAAGGGCGACAAGUACCUGUAUGGACACGGCGUUCUUCCUGGUGAUGUCAGCCCGGGAAAUAUUUUGAUACGUGGCCUAGAGGACAACGUCCCUGUGACGGGCGGAUGCAUCAUAGACCUCGACCGAGGGAAGAGGAAAGCGGCCUAUACCUUGCCGCGUCCAAACUACGACAACGAAAACUUCGCCAAAGGCCUGGAGCAGGUCAAGGUCAUGGUACCUAUGAACGUCCGAUUGGACUCGAAGUCCUCUGCCGAGAUCUGCACACUUGCAUUGCGCGCAACCUCGCGCCGGAUCGGUGAGAGAAGCGAGGAUGUCCGCAGAGCAAGACUUUUGGCCAUGAACUACGUUGAAGUCGUCGCUGCGUACAUGCACGAUUUCAGGCAGGUGUCACGGGAACAUGCUUUUACCCCCCAAUCGUUGCACUGGGACGUCGACUUGGAAAAUCGCAAUCACUUCACUCGGUCAGUUUCUGACGACAAUGACCACCCGGACUGGACUCGCUCGGGGACCGUGCCCUACGUCAGUCCUGAGCUCCUGGGCGACCGGGCGGCAGUGUUUGUCGAAUACGCAGUCAGAAUUCCGGCUGAGGACAUCUAUCCCGAUGCUGUCCACGACAUCGAAGCUUUCCUCUGGGUCCUCGUCUAUAUAUGUGUCACUCGCAGCGGUCCCAAAGGCGAGCGGCGCGAAGAGUUUUCUGUCGAUCCCAAUGAGGUAGAGGAUCCCGACAAGAAUAGAGCGGUAAAAUGCUUGCUUGGAGUCGCCGCGAACUGUUUCGACAACGAAGAUCAACGGGUUAUACGUGGGUACAAGGCAGACCUACACAAAAACGGUCUCCAGGCGCUCGAGCAGCGCAUUCUCCCGUGCUUCCACGGAUACUUUCAGUCAUUCAAGGACGCCGUGCGGGCUCUCUUUCAGCUCCUACAGAUCGCUUACAGGUUUCGUGCAUACGAGUACCUCACCAUUCACGACCGUGCCAUCGAGGUCCUUAACGACCUUUUGACGAAGCUGCAAGCGCCAGAGUACGAUGAGCAGGAGAACCCGGCGACCGUGGCGGAGCUGAAUAGGAGAGAGGAGUUUUUCGACGGCUUGCGGAAGAGUAUCGACUACCUAUCUGCCGAGCGCGAGACCCCAGAGUCUCCCAAAACAAUCAAAACCCUGAAAUCGGGUGACGCCCAGAUCCUAAGUGCCGCUGCACGCGGCAACGACGUUGCUUCCUGCCAUCUUGUUGGCUCACAGCGUCUUUACUUCAUCGUCAUGAUGAAUGCCGAGUUUGAGGCGAAUUUCGCUGAGGAGACGGCUGAAUGCUUUCAGAUCGCUCAAACGGAUGACUUCUUAUCGAAGAUGUUUCCCGUUCCCUCCCACAUCGUGAACAGAGUAAUGGAGGCACUGGGGAUCAUAGAAUCAUCGCAACCACCCGCCGCAGGCUCGAUCCAUGCUGAUGGCCGCUGGUCCGCUUUCCCGACUGACGACAAUGCGAAGGAGGACGAGUUAUACCCAGCGUUCAUCAAGGUUGCCAGCCGCAUCGCCGAAGAAGCUAGGAAACUGGUACCUGAUGACGAACAUCGCAUCCUGAGCAGUGUUUGGCGCGACUAUCACACCAAAUCACCAAUGUCAACCAGCACUACCGCGCCGCGUACGCGCCCUCGCUGCUUACUCGCUCUUCGAAGCCUGGAAGAUGAAGGGGAUCAGGACGCCAUCUGGUGGUUGCGAAUCAUAAUUGCAGUCGAGGGCAGACGAAAAGACCAGGAGUCGUGGGCUGACGUCGUGCGCCAUCUGCUUGGAUAUCUUCGUCAGAUUCUGGUGAAGCAACAAAAUCGGCGUUUUGUGUUUGGUUUUACACUUGGGCUCGGACAGAUAUCGGUCUGGCUUCAAGAUCGCUCGGGGGUUUUAGGGACAGACGUACCUAUUGACUUCCACAAAGGCCCCCGUCAAAUCGUUCAGAUCAUAACUGCGCUUGUCUAUCUUCCUGCGCAUCAACUGGGAUUUGAUCCGGAUAUGAAGUUGUAUCUGGGCCCUGAGCGCAAUCCUCUUCCACCGUAUCGCCUGGUAGAGUCCCCGAUGGACAGAAUGCGCUCGCCGCAUGAUACGCAUUGGGUCAUCACCCUGUCCAGCACGACGUACAUCACAACUAAGGCCAUGAGCUUAAUCCGCUCUGGAGAGAUGCGCGGGAGUGGAACCAUCGUAUGGGUCGUCAUGAAGUAUGAUGAAAGGAAGAAGCGCUCGUCUGAACGCAAGUUGUAUGCUCUCAAGCAACAAUGGCGCAAGGAAAACGAAGUCUCGGAGGCCGACCUAUACGAACUGGCAGGAACUGCGUCUGACUGCAUUGGGAAGUUUAUCGCCAGCGAGGAUUCUCGGAUCGACGGGAUAGUUGAUAGCACUCUAGGACCGAUACGUUGUGGUCUCGACUCGGUUCCCCCAUCCUUGAAGCGUUCUCGAAGCGAAGCUCUCCCAGAUGAGCGUCACGAGCCACACCUCCUUAUCCAUUGCACCCAGAACGGAGCGGUCAUCGAACGCUUCGUGGUCCGAGAUGAGAACAGGGUUAUCAACCGCAUUCGUACCCGUAUCCUCAUGUCGACGAUUGGCCAUGCCAUCACGUCCUUCGCCGAUCGUCGCGAAUUGGUGGGCACGAUCUUAGAUGCUAUUAAGGGCGACAAGUACUUGUACGAACACGGCGUUUUACCCUGCGAUAUCAGUCCGGAAAACAUCAUGAUACGUGGGCUAGAGGACAAUGUUCCCGUGACCGGCGGAUGCAUAAUAGACCUCGACCGAGGCAAGAGGCAGACCGCUGCCCCUGACCGGAGUAUUCCCAAAUUCGACGAUGAUCUGCUCGAGACCGCUCUGACGGAUGUUGAGGAUGACUUGCGCAAAUUGAGACAGCGCGGUCGAUUCCCAGCAAUAGUUGAUAAGGAGAUUUGCAGACGUGCACUGCGGGCGAUCACUCGGCGAGUGGAUCCAGAAACCCUGGAGGGUUCGUCAAUCCUCGAUAUCUCGCUCAACGCUGUCAAGUACAUCGAACAGGCCAUCUCAUACAAGCAACAUCACAGGCAAGCACCACCCAACCUGGAUUAUUCCAUAAACACAUUGCACUGGGAUGUUGAUCUGGAGAAUCGCCCAGUCUUCACCCGGUCGGCGAUAUUUCGUGAUCAUCCAGACUGGUCUCGUUCGGGCACGCUUCCAUACAUCAGCCCAGAGCUUUUGGGCGCUCGUCCACAGGUACUAGUGGCCGGCUCCAUUGAUACACCGCCCGAGGACAUCUAUCCAGAUGCCGUCCAUGACGUCGAGGCCUUUUUCUGGGUCCUCGUCUAUAUCUGCGUCACUCGCAGCGGUCCGGGAGGUCGGAGACGCGAAGAGUUCCUGAAGAAGCCCGACGACGUGCUGGACCCCGAUCAGCGUAGGGCGGUGGAAUAUGUGCACGAAGUCACCGCGAACUAUUUCGACAACGAUGAUGCGUCGCUUCAUCUGAAGUACAAGGGCGAGCUCCAUAAGAAGGGUCUUCCGGAGUUUCAGAGGCUCAUCUUCCCCGCCUUCCAUCGCUACUUCUGGCCAUUCAAGCGCAGCUUGGAAGCUCUUUUCCAACUCCUCCAACUCGCUUAUAGAUACCGCGGCUAUGAAUACUGCAGUAUUCAUGAUCGUGCCAUCGAAAUCCUGGCCGACCUGUUGGAGAUGUUGGCAGCGCCCGAGUUCGAUGAAAGCGCGACACCAGCGAACGUAAAGGAGCUGGAGGAAAGGGCGGAUUUCUUCCCCAAGUUACAGAACAGUAUUGAUCGACCGCCGCCCGUCAAGCGCGACGACCCGACCUCGCCCAAGGUGUCCACUUUCAACAGAAACCAAUCGUCAGCGCCUUCCCAGUUGUCCGUUCCAACAGACGCUGCAGCCACGCAUGCUCAGAAGAAGCAGAAGCGUUCGGGGGAUUAUUAGAUUUCUAUGUGUUCGUGGAUUGGGAACGUCUCUGCCUCACUUCAUAUAGGCCUAAUAUUGUUGUCAUGUGACUGAAAUACAGAUUUGAUUACUUCUCUU